AGAAGGGGGGGAAGGACUGGCCGGGCCGAGAUGGCGGUGCAGGCCGUGCAUCUGGAGGCCGAUGCCUUCCUCGUCUGUCUCAACCACGCCCUGAGCACGGAGAAGGAGGAGGUGAUGGGGCUGUGCAUCGGGGAGGUUGAUACCAGCAGAAUAGUCCAUAUUCACUCUGUGAUCAUCUUACGGCGUUCCGACAAGAGGAAGGAUCGAGUGGAGAUUUCUCCGGAGCAGCUUUCUGCGGCUUCUACGGAGGCGGAGAGAUUGGCUGAGAUAACUGGACGCCCCAUGAGAGUCGUGGGCUGGUACCACUCCCACCCCCACAUAACGGUCUGGCCGUCACACGUUGAUGUUCGUACCCAAGCCAUGUAUCAGAUGAUGGACCAGGGCUUUGUGGGACUUAUUUUCUCCUGUUUCAUUGAGGACAAAAACACCAAGACUGGCCGGAUACUUUAUACCUGCUUCCAAUCCAUUCAAGCCCAGAAGAGUUCGGAGUACGAGCGAAUCGAAAUCCCCAUCCACGUGGUCCCUCACGAUACCAUCGGGAAAGUGUGCCUCGAGUCAGCAGUAGAACUGCCCAAGAUCUUGUGCCAGGAGGAGCAAGAUGCCUACAGAAGAAUCCACAGCCUCACUCAUCUAGACUCAGUCACCAAGAUCCACAAUGGCUCAGUUUUCACCAAAAAUCUGUGCAGCCAGAUGUCGGCCAUCAGCGGGCCCCUCCUGCAGUGGCUGGAAGACCGGCUGGAGCAGAACAAGCAGCGCGUGCAGGAGUUACAGCGGGAGAAGGACGAGCUCCUGCGGGAACUGGCCGCCCUGGAAUAGAGCCACAGGCGGACGGGGAACCCGACUCGCCCGCUCCGCCCAGCGGACGCGGACACCGCGCGGACGGGACUUGACCCCGGGCCGGGCGCGAGGCCCGCUCCUCUUCCCGUGGAGGAACGCUUCGCCCGACACGCGUCGCCCGGAUGGGACCUUGACCGGAUUUCCGGCUAAAACCGCCCCUCCCCCGCUGGCCGACGGCACGGAGGCCUGCCACCCGCGUGCCACCGGCUUGGGCGAUAUGCAUCGCCGAGGCCGAGCUGCAGGGAGCUCGGAAGGGGCUGCCUGGCCCGUGACAUUUGAUUUGGGCUUCACCCUGAACUGGGCGGAGAUCCCUCUUCCCAUUUUAAAAGCUCGCCGGUUCCCUGAGAUGAGCUGAGGGAGGAGGGGACCGGCCAGGCGGGGUUUACCUCUGCCCCGUGAUAACGGCGACUUGGUCACGGAACAGAUCCACGAGCGGCGUGGCCGUGAUGGAUUGGAAGAGCCACGUCCGACCAGCACACGGAUAGGAAAAUUGGAACCUUUCAAGCGGGGCAGAGUUUGCUUCGAGGUGGUGGGGCCUGGCGGAAUAAACCACGUACCUGCACCUUCUGCUUUUAUGGAAAAUAAAUAUUAUUAUGGUAUUA
Molecule: messenger RNA, 1439 nt
Organism: Ornithorhynchus anatinus (platypus)
Lineage: Eukaryota; Metazoa; Chordata; Mammalia; Monotremata; Ornithorhynchidae
Gene: BRCC3
Product: BRCA1/BRCA2-containing complex subunit 3
Exons: 8
Coding region: 31-816 (261 amino acids)
Biological process (GO): double-strand break repair
Cellular component (GO): BRISC complex; BRCA1-A complex
Molecular function (GO): polyubiquitin modification-dependent protein binding; metallopeptidase activity; cysteine-type deubiquitinase activity
Source: RefSeq, a predicted model, not a curated record